AUGGCACUUGUAACUGACACUCCAACCAUCGCUGAGGUCGACAUGGGUUCCGAUUUCAACGAACUCACCGUUCGAGCCACCGUUGUUCAGGCUUCCACCGUCUUCUACGACACUCCCGCCACUUUAGAUAAGGCUGAGAGAUUGCUAGCUGAAGCUGCCAGUUAUGGCUCCCAGCUUGUUGUGUUUCCUGAAGCAUUUAUCGGUGGCUAUCCGCGUGGUUCUAGUUUUGAUGUUACUAUUGGUAGGCGCACAGACAAGGGUAGAGAAGAGUUCAGGAAGUAUCGUUUAGCGGCAAUUGAUGUUCCUGGUCCUGAGGUGGAUAGAUUGGCAGCAAUGGCAGGAAAGUAUAAAGUACAUUUAGUGAUGGGUGUGAUAGAGAGGGAUGGCUACACACUUUAUUGUACUGUCCUCUUCUUUGAUUCUCAAGGUCAUUACUUAGGAAAGCAUAGGAAAAUCAUGCCAACUGCAAUCGAACGGGUUAUCUGGGGAUUUGGAGAUGGAUCCACCAUUCCAGUGUUUGAAACUCCAAUUGGAAAAAUAGGUGCUGCCAUUUGUUGGGAGAAUAAGAUGCCACUAUUAAGAACAGCCAUGUAUGCUAAAGGUGUGGAAAUAUAUUGUGCACCAACUGCUGAUUUCAGGGACUUGUGGCAAGCUUCGAUGAAGCAUAUUGCACAUGAAGGUGGAUGCUUUGUUUUGUCAGUAAACCAGUUCUGUAGGAGGAAGGAUUAUCCUCCUGCUCCAGAGUAUGUUUUUCAAGGUUUAGAAGAUGACCUCACACCUGAUUCUGUUGUAUGUGCUGGAGGUAGUGUCAUUAUAUCACCGUCAGGGGCUGUUUUGGCUGGACCAAAUUAUGAGGGUGAGGCGCUGAUAUCAGCAGACCUAGAUUUUGGGGAAAUAGCAAGAGCUAAGUUCGAUUUUGAUGUUGUUGGACACUAUGCAAGACCUGAAGUGCUCAGCUUGAUUGUCAAGGACCAUCCAACAAAUCCAGUUACUUUUGCCUCGACAGCAACAAAAACUGAAGAGAAGACCAAGUAG
Lathyrus sativus (Indian pea) is the source of this 1035-nucleotide messenger RNA. NCBI's taxonomy places the organism in Eukaryota, Viridiplantae, Streptophyta, Magnoliopsida, Fabales, Fabaceae. The record is from the annotation of a GenBank genome assembly.